UAGUCAGUUAUAGUCUCAGCCGCAGCCGCCAAUCGACUCGAGGGAGGGACCAUGUUGACAUAAGAAAGGAGUAGAAUCGUUUGUUUGGAGCGGCACAACCAUGGACAAGACUGCCGUGGUAAAAGUCGGUGCCGCGGCCAGUGCCAGUGUAUGUGCCCUGUUUGGAGGUGUGGUUCUCGCCCAGUACAUGUUCGCCAAGAAGAAGAGAGCGGGAAAGAAAACGAAGAUCAUCGAGAUGAUGCCAGAGUUUGAGAAGAACACGGUCCACAUGAGGGAUCCAGAGCGGGUGGAGCAGAUCAUCUGUGGCAUGAUCAAGGGUGGCGCCUCCAAACUACAGGUCAUCACUGACUUUGACAUGACGUUAAGCCGGUUCGCAGUCAACGGCAAACGCUGCCCCACGUGUCAUAAUAUCAUUGACAACUGCAAGCUUGUCACCGAAGAUUGUAGGAAGAAGUUACUUGAGCUUAAGAACACAUAUUACCCCAUAGAGAUUGACCCCCAUCUAACGAUGGAGGAGAAGUAUCCAUUUAUGGUAGAAUGGUAUUUUAAGUCCCACACAUUACUGGUGGAGCAGAGGCUACAGAAGGACAAACUCUCAGAGGUGGUGAGAGACUCGGACGCCUGCCUGAGGGAGGGCUAUGAGCCGUUCUUUGACCGGCUCCAUCAGCACAAAGUGCCCGUGUUCAUCUUCUCAGCGGGUCUGGGAGACGUCCUGGAGGAGAUCAUCCACCAGGCGGGGGUCUACCACCCCAACGUCAAGGUGGUGUCCAACUUCAUGGACUUUGACGAAAAUGGCGAGCUGAGGGGCUUCAAGGGAGAGCUGAUCCAUGUGUUCAACAAGCACGACGGCGCCCUGCGCAACACGGAGUACUUCAAACAGGUGAAGGACAAUUGCAACAUCGUGCUGCUGGGAGACUCGUUAGGCGACCUCAACAUGGCUGACGGCGUGCCCAAUGUGGAGAACAUCCUCAAGAUCGGCUUCGUCAACGACAAGGUGGAGGAUCGUUUGGAGAAAUAUCUGGACUCUUAUGACAUCGUCCUGGUAAAGGACGAGACUUUAGAUGUGCCCAAUUCCAUCCUUCAGAAGAUUAUAUAACUCACCCCCCCCCCCCCCCCCCCCCUUCAUACUGAAACAUUUCCCCAAACCCAUGGAAAAUGAACCAACCUCUGGACCCCCAGACGGACGUUACUGGCCCCCCGUCACUGACUCACAGCCUCUCGACAUACACUAGCUCCAUGGGCACCACUCUUUGGAUCCCACCUCUGCUACCAACCAUAGAGUCAUGGUUGGGUACUGGAUGUUCCCUUCACCUCUUUAUGAAGACAUUUAUUCUCCUCUCAAUUAACUAUUUUAAAGUACA
Molecule: messenger RNA, 1361 nt
Organism: Salvelinus fontinalis (brook trout)
Lineage: Eukaryota; Metazoa; Chordata; Actinopteri; Salmoniformes; Salmonidae
Product: cytosolic 5'-nucleotidase 3
Exons: 9
Coding region: 101-1096 (331 amino acids)
Cellular component (GO): cytoplasm
Molecular function (GO): magnesium ion binding; 5'-nucleotidase activity
Source: RefSeq, a predicted model, not a curated record